AUGCAAGGCAUGCAAGGACAACAACCAACCGCUCCUGUUCCUACUCCUCAGGCUGCAGCAGGGCCUGACUUUCGUGCUUUCUUUCGGAUGGAUCCGCCAGAGUUCUUGGGUGGCUUAGAUCCUGUGAUUGCUCAUGAUUGGUUGUAUGGCAUGGAAAUGAUAUUCCAGGCUAUUCAGUGCACAGAGGAAGAGAAGGUGAUCUUUGCUGCUCAGAAAAUGAAAGGACCAGCAGGUAGAUGGUGGAAUACGGAGUCUACGUAUUUCACUAACCGAGGGAUUCCAAAGGAUUGGCAACAUUUCAAGACAGCUUUCUUGGAGAAGUACUACCCCAACAGUGUGCGUGCUUUGAAGGAGCGUGAGUUUCAGUCCUUCAAACAAGGCAACAUGUCGGUGUCUGAAUAUGCUGAGAAGUUUGAAGACAUGGCUACCUAUUCCAGACAAGCAGCUUAUGCACCAGAUGAAUUGUGGAAGAUUGAUCAGUUCCUCAUGGGGCUGAAUGCUGAUAUUGUGCACAGUGUGUCUCAAAGGGAGUUUACCACCUAUGCUGAGUGUUUAAGGCAAUGCUAUGUUGCCGAGAACACAUUGAAGAGGGUCCAAGAGGAAAGAGAGCAGAACAGACCGGUUCGUAGGGAUCACGGAAGGUACCAUCAACCAGGGCAUUAUGCGAGGGAUUGUACUGCCCCAGAUGUUCCUGAGAAGACUAAAGGUCGUGUUUACACCUUGGACGCUAGGAAGGCCCAAGGAAACACUAAUCUAGUUGCUGGUACGUGUUAUGUAAAUGAUCAGCCCUUGUUUGUGCUAGUUGAUUGUGGAGCAACACAUUCUUUUAUUUCUUACCCUUGUGUUCGGAGGCUUGGUUUUGAGACGAGUCUUCUUCCUAAUCCUAUGAUUAUCUCAUCGGCUACGGACGAUGUAGUAGAAGCUCGAGAAAUUUGCAAGGAGUGUUCUAUUACCUUCAACGGUCGUAGAUUCGUGAUUGAUCUCAUUUGUCUACCUCUUAAGAAGAUCGAUGUAGUACUUGGUAUGGAUUGGUUGUUAGCUAACUCGGUGUACAUCGGUUGUAAAGAGAAGGCUAUCUUCAUUCCUGCUGAGGAGACUACACCAACCGAUGCCAUUGAAAAUCUUCUUGAAGGUACGGUUAACAUGAUCAAUUACCUUUUUGCUCAAGAGAAGUCUUUCCUUUUGGUUCUUACGUCGGACUCCAAGGACAAGAGGAGUAUUUUGGAGAUUCCGGUUGUGUGUGAAUUUUCCGAUGUAUUCCCGGAGGAUGUUACUUCUCUUCCGCCGGAAAGGGAAGUUGAAUUCUCUAUUGAUCUUGUACCGGGUACCGCUCCAGUUUCGAUCGCCCCUUAUAGGAUGUCUCCUGCAGAGCUUAGAGAGUUGAAGAACGACAUAUUGAUAUACUCACGGACUAUCGAAGAGCACAUGGAGCAUUUGAGGAUUGUGUUUUCGGUUCUCAAAGAAAAGCAGUUGUUUGCAAAGUUUAGCAAGUGUGAGUUCUGGAUGUCUGAAGUCAAGUUUCUUGGACAAGUCAUAUCUGGCGGCGGCGUAGCUGUAGACCCUUCAAAGGUAGAAGCAGUAAUAAAUUGGGAACGACCCAAGAAUGCAACUGAGGUCCGUAGUUUCCUAGGCUUGGCAGGUUACUAUCGCAGGUUCAUCAUGGGAUUUUCCAAGCUAGCAUUACCUUUGACCAGGCUUACAAGGAAGGAGGUUUCGUUUAGAUGGAAUUCAGAAUGUGAGAAGAGUUUCAGAAACUCAAGGAGAAACUGA
Molecule: messenger RNA, 1770 nt
Organism: Vicia villosa (hairy vetch)
Lineage: Eukaryota; Viridiplantae; Streptophyta; Magnoliopsida; Fabales; Fabaceae
Exons: 3
Coding region: 1-1770 (589 amino acids)
Source: RefSeq, a predicted model, not a curated record